Molecule: messenger RNA, 528 nt
Organism: Trypanosoma cruzi
Lineage: Eukaryota; Euglenozoa; Kinetoplastea; Trypanosomatida; Trypanosomatidae
Exons: 1
Coding region: 1-528 (175 amino acids)
Source: RefSeq, a predicted model, not a curated record
AUGCAUGUUGAGAGUGUUCGGCGUGCAGCCAACCGUACAUGUGAGCGAUGCGGCGAACCCUCGUUGCGAAUCGCGGAGCACUCAGUCUGCUCGGCUUGGAUGAACGAUUGCACUACACGGAGGAGGAGGUCAAGGCGGCGUAUCGUCGACAAGUCAAACGGUUUCAUCCAGAUGCGGGCGGCAGUGCGGAGCGUUUUCGAGAGCUCCACGAUGCGUAUGUUUUUCUCCUUGGGGAUCGCAAGGCAACAGACACUCCGGCAGAGCCAUGUGACAGCAGUUCUUUCUACAAUAACGCCCAUUCUCGGUGGUCUGCGGGUCGGUAUGAAGGAGCCGGGUGCGGUGCGGCAUUUGCACGUGAUGCCUCCAGCGGUUAUGCCCGCAGUGAUUAUGAGUAUGAAAUGGGCGUUGAGCGGGACGGUGAGAGGAGGUACGCAAACCGAUCUACCCGUGAUUUUUACCGUCCGUACACAUCGAACCCGUUUGCUCAUGGAUUCACCGAUGAAGAGGUGCUGGAGGCGGAGCGACUGA